This is a messenger RNA of Aspergillus clavatus NRRL 1, 414 nucleotides long. Its product is annotated as tubulin-binding prefolding complex subunit GIM3. The record is from RefSeq and is a predicted model, not a curated record. Gene Ontology annotation, biological process: protein folding. NCBI's taxonomy places the organism in Eukaryota, Fungi, Ascomycota, Eurotiomycetes, Eurotiales, Aspergillaceae. The transcript has 4 exons. The coding region runs from base 1 to 414 and encodes 137 amino acids. Gene Ontology annotation, cellular component: prefoldin complex; cytoplasm.
AUGAUGCACACACGCAUGCUCUCCAAAGAAGACGAGGCCUCGCCCGGCAGCGAAGAAAAUGAAGUCCGCCGCGAGGACCAGGAGAAGAUCAACCGGUUCAGCCGCCUGCAUCAACGCGAGACCGUGCUCGAGGACCAGCUGAAGGCCAAGCAGAAAGACAAGGAGGAUCUCGAGGAGAUCUCGAUGGAGUUGGAGCUUGCGGAUGAGGAGGAGUUAGUGCCAUACAAAAUCGGGGAUGCGUUCUUCCAGCUACCGCUGGCGGAUGCGCAGUCGCUGCUGACGACGUCGAGCGAGCAGAUCGAUGAGCAGGUGUCCAAGCUGGAAGAGACGCUGGGAGAUGUGCGGGACGAGUUGCAGCAGCUCAAAGUCGCGUUGUAUGCGCGCUUUGGACGGAGUAUUAAUCUAGAGACCUAG